AGAAUAAUAAUAUUAAUAAUAAUAAUAAUAAUAAGAAGAAGAAGAAGAAGAACGAAGAAGUUAUUCCUCAGCUAAUGUAAAAGUUCUCGUGUGUAUAUAUUCGUAUAUCACAUAUGGUUAUCAUUGAACUUAAAUCUUAAACAUUGUCCCGAUAUAAAAAAAAACAAAUAAUUGGCGAUGGUGGUGAGAACAAUAAAUAAGGAAUUAUUUGUAUUAAUUUCGAUUGGAAAGAACGAGACACGUUGGACCAAUGAUCAUCAUUGUAUACGACUAUUAUUACUACUACUAUUACUUCUACUAUUACGGUCCAGUUAAUAUCAACGUCGGUGGUUUAGCACCAGUGCUUUGGGUGAAAGUGGGUAGCCGGUGUAGUUCGCGGAAUACUCUCGAUUGUAUUUACGAUCGUAUACAGUUCGACACAAUAAGUAAGUAUAUACACUAACAUUUGUGAAAUAAUAUCCGAGAAAAAAGGAAGCAAGAGGUGUCAUUUUGGAAGUGCAACUUGUACCAAAGUUUUAAUAAGAAUUUAAGCGAGUUUAUCUUCGACUAUACGUGCUAGUUAUGAAUAUUUUCAUCAAUUAAUAAUAUAUUAUAGCAUGAAAAGUGAACAAGAUAUUGAUAUAAAAAAAAUACAAUCAAGAGUUAAUAGACGUACUGAAAAAAUACAGUUCCUCGAGUUCUAUUUAUUAUCGCAUGAAGGAUAAUAAAAAUAAAUAAAUAAAGAUGGAAGAACAAAGUACGAAUACGACGUCUUCGAUUCUUUUGAUGGCAAAAAUUGGUGCCAUGAUCGGUCUUGGUUUUGGAUCACUUAUAUUGGGUAUGCUACCUCUGAUAGUUGGACGAUGUAGAACGAAAUUUCAUCGUCAGAAACGAUGUCACGGCAUCUCCAUUAAUUCGAGUAACUCAACUUCGACGUCAACCUCGGCAUCGCAAACAUCCUCCUCGUUCGUCGAUAACGCAGCGAAUUCGCAAGGUCUGUUGACAUCGCUGUUACUCUGCUUUGGAGGUGGAGUUCUUCUUUUCACGACAUUCCUACAUCUAGCACCGGAGGUACGACUAAGUGUCGAGACACAUCAAUCGAAUGGUCAACUACCAACAUUAGGAACUCUAAGUUUAUCGGAACUACUGUUCUGCGGUGGAUUCUUCCUGGUAUAUUUAGUCGAGGAAGCCGUACACGCGGCAUUAACUGGGAAACCUGAGUCCUCCGAAGCUCUACUUUAUAGAACAGUAUCGGUACGUCGAUGUAACAAUCAAACUGGUGUAACAACGUCUGCAGCAAGUGGUUCGACGAUGACUGUAUCAACAACUACUAGAUCUACUUGGAAAGAUGACAGCGAGGAUGGUGAAAAAUUGGAUCGAAGAUCGAGACAUCAAUUAGAGGAUAUGUGCGGUAUUAAGAAUGAUAAAGUAUUGCCUGCCAUAUUUGUUCUUUCAUCAUCGACAGGAGGAUUAUCAACACAAAUCGGAGAUCAAAGAGACAAUGAUAGACACCAAUCAGAUCCAGAAUUAGCUGUUGCUGCUGCUGCUACAGCUUACACAUCCCAAGAACAUCAUGAACAUAAACACUCGAUCUUAACAAAAAAGUCAUCCGUCCAAGGUUUAUUAACCGUUCUGGCAUUAUCCUUUCAUGCUAUAUUCGAAGGACUUGCCGUAGGAUUGGAACCUUCCUUGAGUUCUGUCGUUUAUCUUGCUGCUGCUAUUGCUACUCAUAAAUUGGUAAUAUCAUUUUGCGUUGGUAUGGAACUUUAUGUUGCCAGUGCAUCAACCAGAACAACUUUGGGAUACUUAACAAUUUUCUCUAUGGUAACACCAAUUGGUAUCGCAGUUGGACUAGCUCUUAGUCAUUUCAAAAACGACAGCGAUACUCUAGGACCUACCCCAACUAUACUUCAAGGAAUGGCAGCUGGAACUUUACUCUAUGUUGUAUUCUUCGAAGUAUUAGCACGAGAAAAAGCUAACGAAAAGAGUGGUCUUCUACAAUUACUCGCGAUUAUUGUUGGUUUUAUGCUGAUGCUGGGUCUACAGAUUGCCACUGCCCACUCGCAUUCGCAUUCUCAUUCACAUUCGCACUCCUCCCACCAUGAACAUGAGGAUGAACAUGAAGAUGAAGCUGAUCAUCACGCUCACGAAUUUGGCGGGAAAAUGGAAAACGAGAUGGGUACACAAAGGAUAAUGGGUGAUGCUAUUGAAAAAGUUACACAAAAUAUUGUCGACGUACUUUCGAAAAAUUUGACGUCUUCAACAAUUCCGCAAACGCAACUGGAACAUUUUCAUCAUCCGCAUGAAAAUCAUUUGAACGAUACGAAAAAUACUUUAUUAUCGUUGACAAAUCAUACCGCGUGAAAGUAGACGUUUUAUCGAAGAACAUUUCAAAUGAUUCCGAUCUCUUUGAUUGAUUUUACUUCUAGAAGAAGAAUUUAAUCUUCGUUUUACUAAGAAUCAUGUGAAAGAUCAUUGAAAAAUCUUUUUAUGAUGAUUCUUUUAUGAAUAUUUUAACGAAGGAUAUUUUGAUACUACUUGUACAUUUAUGUGUGUGUUGUGUGUGUGUUGUGUGUGCCUAUGUAUAUGUGAUUAAAAAGAAUGAAAAAAGAUAGCAUACGUAAGGAUUAAAGAAAAUGCAAAGAAGAAGAAUAGAAAUAAAGUGCUCGAAGAAGUUUCUUGCCA
Molecule: messenger RNA, 2664 nt
Organism: Polistes dominula (European paper wasp)
Lineage: Eukaryota; Metazoa; Arthropoda; Insecta; Hymenoptera; Vespidae
Product: zinc transporter ZIP1
Biological process (GO): zinc ion transmembrane transport
Cellular component (GO): plasma membrane
Molecular function (GO): zinc ion transmembrane transporter activity
Source: RefSeq, a predicted model, not a curated record